Annulohypoxylon maeteangense is the source of this 7917-nucleotide messenger RNA. RefSeq lists its product as uncharacterized. Gene Ontology annotation, molecular function: catalytic activity. The transcript has 3 exons. Bases 1 to 7917 code for a protein of 2638 amino acids. The record is from RefSeq and is a predicted model, not a curated record. NCBI's taxonomy places the organism in Eukaryota, Fungi, Ascomycota, Sordariomycetes, Xylariales, Hypoxylaceae.
AUGGCACGUUCGACAGAAGACAGUUUCUUGAUAUCGUCUUCGACAGAUAGCUCAGCAGACCUGUUUAACGAAGACAUGUUGGGUCAGCUGAAUUCAAAACCCCGAAACCUGCUCAAUAGAGUAGAUAGCAUGUAUAGGAGGAAUUCUCUAGUAUCAUCUGACACUCCAACUUCCUUAAAGGCCCCGGAAGACAACGGAGAACUCCUAAGAUUCGCAGUAGCUACGGCCUUAGGCAUCGACGCGAGUUCACUCCCCACGCCAUUUCGUGAAUUGCAGAACGACGACGACCCAAGCUCAGUAUAUUCGAAUACAAGUGAACCUCAACAGCUUCUUAAUGAAGCAACGCUGUUGAGGAAGGACUCCGUUAGUUCAACAUCGGUCUAUUCGUCACCUACCGACAUCAGCGAAUGGAGAAAAUCAAUGGGUGCUUCGAUCGAAGAGCGUAUUACUGCCACAAUGGCUAGUGUUCUUGGUUUAGACAAUGACUCGCUACGUCUCGAUGAGUCGUUUGUUGACCUCGGGGGUAAUCACCGAAAGGCCAGGAAACUCCGCGCAAGGUGUAUGGACGAAGGCUUAGUUAUAAAGACCAAGGACAUCAUGAACUGUAAGACUAUUGCGGAGCUAGAGACAUAUGUGACGCCGCUCACCCCGUCUGAAUACUCGGAGAAAAAUAUACCAACUACAAUAGUCAGUCCGUUGAAGCCAAUCUCAGUAAGAAAUCACCUGGGCAGCACCGAGAGGCAAGCAUCGCAGGACGAGGGGCCUCCAGCGAUUCCACCUAAGGCCCCGGCUAGAUACACAGCUUCUCAGUCAUACCUCAAAAUAAGACCAUCUCGAAGACGCUAUAAUCAGAUAGAACAGGCCCUAACCCUACAUGGCGAUAUCUCGAGAGCAAUCGUGCUCAAACCAAAGGCUGGCCCAUUCGAGGAUCAGUUAGUAGCAUUUGUUACUCUAACAAGUUAUUUUGUGGAAAGACCUGAUGAUUGUGAAGUCAAGCUCGUUAAUCCUUGCCGUACAAGUCAACUACCAUCAAUUCGCAAAGCAGUCGAAUCACGGGUGGCACCAGGCCUUGCUCCUCGUCUCUGGGUAAUUUUGGAAAAGAUGCCCUUGGACGAUGGUGGGAAGAAUAAUCGGAGAAAGCUUCAAACAUGGAUACAAAACGCCAAUGAUGAGCUAUAUCACCAGAUUCUUUCUAUUGACUCAAAGAUAAAAUUGAAACUUCUCAUCGCAGGAAGUAGCAUACAGAAGCUACCUUUAACUCAACCUAUUUCCCCCGUUACUUUAAAUUCAUCACCACCUAGGAUUUCGAGAGGGGAUGCUGGCGUCAUUUCCGACCUGUCGCCAAUGCAACAUCUAUAUUUACAUACGUCCAUGGGUGGCGAUUAUAAACUACGAAAAGCCGCGAAGGGGGACUAUAGGUUUAAUCAAAGCAUGUUAUUUCGGUUGAAGCAGAACUUGAAUGUGGUCGAUAUUGAAGCAGCAAUUGAGGCCAUCGUUGGCCACCAUCACAUGCUUAGAUGUCGGUUCCGGUCGAAUGGGAGCUCCUGGUGCCAAUUGACAGAAUCUAAUAUCUCGUCUUCGUUUCGCUUUUCGCAUCAUUCAAUCCAAACCCAUGCCGAAGUCGAAGAACUUAUAAGUUUGGCGCAAGGGGUUAUUGAUAUUGAAGCUGGUCCGGUGUUUGCUGCUCACCACUUCUGCACUCCUGAUGGUCGUCAGAUGCUUUACAUGAUCGCACACCACCUUGUUGUCGACCUCAAGUCUUGGAGCAUCAUAGUAGACGACUUAGAGGCACUGUUAACCAAUGGCUGCCUUGUAUCUGGCCGUAGUCUCUCUUUCACAGAGUGGUUGCUUUCUCAAAAGAGUUGUUAUCAGGAGAUGGAGUAUUCAUUCGACAUCCCAGCAGGGAAUCCUCACUACUGGGGAGUCGAUUCUGCUUCUAAUACGUAUGGAAAUGUGGUAGCCACCGCCUUUACGCUCAGUGAAGGCGUUACGUCUGCACUUGAGGUCAAGUGCCGGGCCUUACGGAUGGAUACGGUGGAUGUUUUUAUGGCCGCUCUUGUUCGUUCCUUUGCGCAAACGUUUCGCGACCGGCCAGUCCCUACUCUGUGGGAUCAAGGUAAUGAACGAUCUUUAUCUGAUACAGAGCUCGACACAUCGGGGACUGUCGGGUGGUUUACUUCGCUUCGCCCGUUAACUGUAGAUGUUCUAUCUACAGACGACAUUCUAACUGUCCUCAGCCACGUGAAGGAAUCACGGCGUGUCAGUUCCCGGGAGAGCCCUUUGCAGUUCACUUCUUCCCAUUGUCCCCUUGAGCUUGUCUUUACCCAUUCUGGUACUGUGCAAAACGUACUAAGUCACGAUUCACUACUUGAGCAGAUACCUGUACCAGAUAAAACUCUAGCCUCCAGAACAUCGGAUAUUGGGCGUAAUGUUGGGCGAAUUUCUAUAUUCGAAGUAUCGAUUUUGGUCGACCAAGGAGAAACCAGAUUCAAGAUUCUCUACCCCAGGAACUGUGCAUAUCUGGAGCAGAUACACAAUUGGUGUCAUGGAUACGAAACCACUGUGCGCAAAGCUAUCAAUGACCUGCAAGUUGGGUCGCCCGCCCUACCUUCAUCGAAUAUCUCUCACAUAGAAGUUACCGACGAGGAAUUCGGUCAAUUAAACACGGCAGUUCUACCUCGUCUUGGCCUCAAUCUUUCUGAUAUCGAGGCCAUCCAUCCCACGACGAUGGUUCAGCAGAACAUCCUUACGAAUCAGUCUUUAAUACCAGGGAGCUCCAACGCGCAGAUGAUAUAUGAUAUCGAUACACCUGAUGGUCCCAUUGACAUUUCCCGGAUCUGCGACGCCUGGCUUAAAGUAUCAGAGAAGCACUCGUCUCUUAAAACCGUCUUCUCCCAGGCCGUUUCGAAGAAUGGACUAUACGACCAGUUGAUUUUACGAUCUUACUCGCCUAGCAUGCUCUUUCUCGAAUGUGAUAGCGUCGAGGAUGCAAUGAUGUCACUAAAGAACCUACCGCUACUAUCGUUGAACGAAGGUAUUCCGUGGCAUCGGCUUGUCGUUUGCAAAGUGGCUGGGAAGACCCUGUUGAAAUUAGAGGCUAGCCAAGCGUUAUGUGAUGUUGCCAGCAUGGCGAUACUUUUCAGAGAACUUGAACAAACUUACUUGGACGGCCGAACCCCCUUAACACGCAAAUUAUCUCAUUUCGAAUACACGAAAUGCCUCGAGGUAAAGGCUUGCAGUGUUGAUUUCUGGCGGGAGUAUCUACAUGGCAUUCAGCCGUGCCGGUUCCCCAAGCUCACCUCACAGCAACCGACUCCUUACAAAUGGGAGACCUCAUCUAUCGACCUUAGGGUCUCAUCUGAGCGCCUCAAAACUUUCGCCGAGGACUACAAUAUGAAUAUUUCUACCAUACUUCAGAUUGCUUGGGGUCUGCUAUUACGAACCUAUAUCGGGACGAACAACAUUUGCUUUGGGUUUCGCGUUUCUGGUAGGUCGCUUCCCGUCGAGGGCUUAGACAAUGCUGUCGGCUCGUUUUCGACUGUAUUGCCAUUCCGGCUCGCCAUUCCUCCAGAGGAGUCUAUCGCACGAUUGUUAUUGGAUGCGGAAGAUCAACGCCGGCGAACACUCGAUCAUCAGCACGUACCCCUUACAAGAAUCGAGCAUGAGCUAAAAAUUAAGGGAGGACGCCUGUUUAAUACUUGUCUCUCAUUCGGAUAUGAAUCUUUCUUGGCCGACCUUUCUAUAAAUACGAAGUGCAGUCACAUCAAAACAGAGCAGGCAUCAGAGUUUGAUCUUAAUAUCGACGUAUAUUUCCACGACGGUAGUAUUACGGUCGAUAUAGGAUACCGAAUACUCACACCGGAGCAGGCGACCUCUAUCGCUUGCGCUUUUGGAAGAGCCAUAGAGGCCAUCAUGGAUGCGCCGGCGAGCACAGUCAAAGAAACAGAUCUUUUCAGCAUGCGUGACCAUAGACAGAUUCUAGCGUGGAAUAGCAUGCCUCAAGUUGGUGUAUCAAAGGAGCUUGUUCAACAAUUAAUUGUAAAGACAGCGUCGACGAACCCCGAUAUAGAAGCUAUCUGUUCCUGGGAUGGGAGCCUGUCGUAUGACCGUCUACAUCGGUUAUCCAUUGUCCUCGCUAAGCAUCUCCUUGCUUCCGGCCUAAAGCCCCAAACUCCCGUACCGGUGAUCGUUGAAAAAAGUCGAUGGGCCGUGGUUGCCAUGCUAGCUAUACUGCAUACCGGCGCGAUCCUAAUACCCGUUGAUGCUGAAGUAAUCUCAUCAUUCGCUUGGGUUUUCAAGACUGUCGAUCCCGAUUUUGUGUUGGUUUCGGAUAAUGUCCAGAGUUGCAUAGGUGGGCAUGAUGUUAAGGUUAUCAUCGUAAAUGAAAAGACUGUUUCGGCAAUGUCGGCACAAGUCGUUGAUAUGACGCUUCCGGAACUCGCACUCCACGACAUCGCAUGUAUUCUCUUCAGUCCGAGAUCUUCUGAGAAUGCUAAAGGUAUCUCGUACAGUCACGCCGCUCUAGCAACUGCAUGUGCUGGGCAGGGGUCGACGUUGCUCAUAAACCCGUCGAGCCGGGUUAUGCAAAUUUCAUCAUACAGCGUCGAUAUUGCGCUCUCGGAAAUAUUCACUACCUUAGUGAAUGGAGGAUGUGUCUGCAUACCAUCGUCCUCGGAAAGAAUUGCGGACUUUCCCGGGGCAGUUGAGCGCAUGCAUGUUAACUGGGCAUAUUUAACUCCGACGCUGUCCAGGAAAAUUGACCCAGAGAAUUUACCAGACAUGGCUGUGGUCUGCUUCCGCACACUGAACUUAGAUAGUGACGUCUAUAUCCCAUGGAUCAACAAGGCAACAAAGGUAUUGCUGGCUUAUGGCUGUGCCGAAGCUGGCCCCCUUGGCCUCUCUACGACCGAGCUCACCCUCUCGAAGACCUCGCAGUGUUUCGGUAGCCCUUUCUGCGGCAACUUUUGGAUUGUUAGCCCUGAGGAUAAUACCCGACUUAUGCCAGUCGGGGCCCUUGGGGAAUUGGUGAUAGGGGGACCAACGCUUGCUAGCAGGCUCAACGUUGUUGACACUAAUAUCAAGGCUUGGAUCAGCAGGAAUAAAUCACAGACUAGAUCGCUCCUAGAAAAGUCUGGAGGCCAUCUACUGAAAACGGGGCAGUACGUUCGCUACCUAGAAGACGGCGAGAUCGAAUUUAUCUCAGGUGGUAGUGAAGAGACAACAAUUGAUGGCAGAAAAUUUCGUCAUUCAGAGGUUGAGCCUAAGCUGCGACAGUGUCUUGGUCGUGGUGUUGACGUGGUUGUCGAGACCAUAGCCUUCAACGACCCAGCCUCGGCCCCAGUCCUUGCUGCAUUCGUAGAGCUUGGAGAGAACAUGUUACAAAGCAGUGAAAAUUUAUUAAGCCUUGAUCGUGUGGCUAGGGAAAGGUUGUACCUAUCGAAAAAGAUGGCUGAUAUGGUCCUUCGGGAGACCUUACCCAGUUACAUGAUUCCUUCGGUGUACAUACCAGUCAUGCGCAUGCCGCUAACAGCGACUUUAGAUAUCAACAGGUUAGAGCUUCAGCGUAUGAUCGCGGGAUAUUCCAGGAAGCAACUUCUAGGAUUGGCACAGAUUUCAAAUCCGCAGGAGGUUCAGGAUACCAGCUUCAAACCCCUCCCGUUGACCCAGGUCGAGCGCCGUAUGAGGGCUAUCUGGGCACAUGUCCUUGAUGUAGAAGAAGACUUGAUGAAGGCUGGCGAUGGGUUCCUGAGUCUGGGCGGCGACAUCGUCCUAGCCCACGACUUGAUCGUCGAAUGCAAGCAGAGAGGCAUUGGAAUUUCUAUCGUCGAUGUUCUUCGCGAUGCUCCUCUCGCCGAAAUCUGUAGGGGGGUCGUGACGGAGGCAUCUCCCGGAGUUGCUCAAGAUGACAGAACCGACCGAUUGGGCCGGCCGGAUAACUCGGUUGAAGAAGCGAUAGUGCCUCGGCUUGGGUCUGAUAGAAGCGUGGUUGAGGAUGUGGCAGAGGCAUCCUACAUUCAGACGAUGUUUGUUGAGUCUGGAAUGCUACAGAGCCGUGGCAAUAUCGAUUACUUGACAAUCAACAUCAGCGGAUCGUUAGAUUGGCGCACACUCGAAACUGCAUGCUUCAUGCUAACCAAGGCUCACCCGAUCCUUCGAACCGCGUUUGUGAGCCAUGACCGGCAACUUUACCAGACAGUUCUCCGGUCGUAUCGCCCAGAGUUUUCGAGGGUCCAAUGCCAGAGUUGGAGACUCGGUAACUUGGUAGCGAAGAUCAUCAAGAGGGAGAAGUCAGAGACGCCCGAUUUCCGUAGACCCAUCACCAAGUUUUCCUAUCUUGAUGCCGGAAAGAGCUCUAUGAUGUUGAUCCGUCUCUCUAGGGCUCAGUACGACGAUUUUUCCUUGCCUAUACUUGUUCGGGAUCUCGGUCGGUUUUAUGGCCUUGGUUGCAGCGACAAGGUCGUUCCCCGUCCCGGGUUUUGUGAAGUAGUCAGAGCUUCUCAGUUUACACAUUCAAACUGUGCGAGAGAAUAUUGGAGCUCUCUCCUCACGGGAGCAGCAGUGACGCAAAUCGUAUCUCAACCCUCGCCCGCGAGCAUCAACCUAAAUUCGAUAACCCUCCACCAGCAAAUAUCCGUGGGAUCGCUGCAUAAUCUAGGCGUGCAAUUCGAGACGAUCCUCAAGGGCGCGUGGUCUAUUGUUCUUUCAAAUUUGUCUAGUACGGAUGACGUGGUAUUCGGGCAGCUUAUCGAAGGCAAAAACCUAAGUCUCCCAACAGGCAAGGUAGAUAUCUCAGGUGUCGUUGGUCCCGUGGGCAAUAUUAUACCGGUGCGAACGCAACUUCCAGAUACCCCCAUCACACCAUAUGAAUAUUGUCGGCGUAUACAAGGCCAGCAUGUCGCUAGCGUUCCUUAUGAGGGCAUGCAGACCUCCGAUAUCGUACAGAAAUGUACGCCUUGGCCAUCCUGGUCGCGAUUCAGCACUGUUGUUUGCCAUCGAAACCAAUUUGAGGACUAUAAGUCGACUAACUUUGUUAUCGGCAACGCCAGCUGUAAGCUAGGCUGUAUAGAAUCAAGCCACCAAGGGUCUGACAUCUUCGUCAAAUCAACUACGUCGGGGGUUGCUAGCGUUGACAUAUCUCUUAUGUUCUGCGAGAAGAGGUUGCCCCUAUACUUUGCAGACGACGUGAUGAAAAUGUUUUGCUCGGUCAUCACCAUUCUAACCUCAUCUUUCGUCAUGGAACCGAUAGUCUUGAAAGGUCUCGGCGACGAUUAUUCUACGUCGAGGAUCCCACUGCCAACACCGAAGCGUGAACUCGACGUGCCGUCGACAAUAGAAUCGGUCGACCCAGAUCUGGCUCGAGAUGUCCAUACCAUCAUUUCAACUGCAUGGGGUACGAUAUUAGAGGCCCAAUCGCUCAAAAUGCCUGAUAUCCGUUCAGUGCCUUUCUAUGAGAUAUGGGGCGCACUUAUACCCGCAGCUGAGCUUGCUAGGUACUAUACCGAUAACAUGAGUUCAGCCCUAGGCAUCGGGGGUAUGGACUUCACGAUGGAGGAGAUCGUUGACCACCCAACAAUGAUGCAGCAAUACGAAUUGAUCAUCGCUAAAAAGCACGCAUUGCAACUCAGACGUAGCAAGAGUCCUAUGUUGAUAGGGACUCAGUCGGCCUGGGCCAAAGGUAUACGCAGACUUGGCGGAGCACCUAAUCUAGCCAACACAACGCCCAGUAGCCACCCUAAACGGCACUUCCAUAAGCCAAAGGGAAGUGGCGGUAGCACAUCAAUGGCGUCUAUGACGAUGGGUAGCAGUCAAAGUGACGAGGAGCUCGGAGAAGAUAUCACGCUGGGUUAUAGCGCUCCGGGGACGAAGAAGGGGGCCUCGUUCCUUGGAAAAAUGAUGAUACCCGCCAUAUCCGGAUAG